AUGAUAAGCCUCGCAAUCUUCGACUUCGACGGCACCCUCUUCGAUACCCACGAAUCCAUCUCUCAAACCAUAAAACUCACCUUCGAUGCCCUCCUCCCCACCCACCCCCCUCCCCAACCCGAAAUCCACCAUCUGAUCGCCAGUGGCGCCGGCCUAGCAGAUACCUUCAAAGCCCUACAUCCCUCCCCGGCCGAAUUCACUACGACCGUUGAGAACGAAUGGAUUGAAAAAUACCGUGCUCUGUAUGCUACCCACGGCCAACUCCUCAUCAAGGCCUUCCCCGGCGCCAAGGAUCUCUUGACCGAACUCAAUGCCCACAAAAUCCCCAUCGCUAUCGUUAGUAACAAGGGUGUAGCCGCUGUGAAAACGGCGCUGGAACGGAAUGGUCUGGAUGGCUAUGUUCCUGAGGAUUUAACCAUCGGCGAUAAGACACCUGGGGCGAAGCGCAAGCCCGAUCCUGCGAGUUUUGUGAAUGUUCUCGUUCCUGUCUUGAAGGAGAAAUAUGGGGUGGACGGGAUUGAUCCAGGGGAAGUGCUUGUGGUGGGUGAUACAGUGGCGGAUGUUCAAUUCGCCGCGAAUAUUAAGAGCAAGGUUUGCUGGUGUCGGUAUGGGUACGGAGAUCAGGAGGCUUGUCAGGAAUUGAAGCCGGAUUUUAUGGUCGAUUCUUUGGGGGAGGUCGUGGGAAUUGUGAAGGCUUAA
This is a messenger RNA of Penicillium verrucosum, 699 nucleotides long. RefSeq names its product HAD family hydrolase. The transcript has a single exon. Lineage: Eukaryota; Fungi; Ascomycota; Eurotiomycetes; Eurotiales; Aspergillaceae. The coding region runs from base 1 to 699 and encodes 232 amino acids. Gene Ontology annotation, molecular function: phosphoglycolate phosphatase activity. Gene Ontology annotation, biological process: DNA repair; dephosphorylation. The record is from RefSeq and is a predicted model, not a curated record.